Molecule: messenger RNA, 3819 nt
Organism: Chenopodium quinoa (quinoa)
Lineage: Eukaryota; Viridiplantae; Streptophyta; Magnoliopsida; Caryophyllales; Amaranthaceae
Product: putative disease resistance protein RGA3
Exons: 1
Coding region: 374-3280 (968 amino acids)
Biological process (GO): defense response to other organism
Molecular function (GO): ADP binding
Source: RefSeq, a predicted model, not a curated record
AACUCAAACCAUACACCCCACCACACAAUAUCCCUCCACUUGACUCGUUUUCUUGACUUUACAGUGUGACUGUGGGACUUCCUUUCCCAAACAACACUACAUUAAUUUCUAUCUCCUCCAUUAAACCAAAAAUUGUUUUUUUCCUUGGUGCAUUCCACAAUACAAAUUAAAACACCUAAAUACGCUUAUUUUCUUCCCUUUUUUGUUCCUUCAACCCCUAUAAAAAAAAAAAAAAAAAGAGAGAGAGAGAUGGAUGUUGCAAUAGUUCUCAAAUCAAUAGACACUUGUGUAAAAUUGGCAGAAUCUCGCAUCGUGAAAAAAGGAGGUAUGCCUUUUCUUUUCUCCCUUCAACCAACUGGAUUUUGCUUUUACUAUGUCCAGUGAGGUCAGAAAACUUGUGAAGACGUUAAAUGAGAUUGCUAGCGAUCGUCGUGACUUUGCCUCUCCAUCGCAGGGCUCUUUAGGUAAUAAAACAACAAUGCCUAAGGGAAGGGAGGAUAGUCGCUCUAUUUUACUUGAAACGAAGGUUAUUGGAAGAGAUAAGGACAAGAAAGCAGUGUCUGACUUGUUACUUGUCUCUAGUGUUAGUGAGGAUUUUUGUUUUGUUUCGAUUGUUGGGAUUGGGGGAUUAGGGAAAACCACUCUUGCUCAAUACAUUUACAAUGAUACGGAGUUCAGCAGCAAGUUUUCUUUGACAUUGUGGGUUUGUGUUUCUGAUUAUUUUGAUUUUGAAAUGAUUUUGCGGAAAUUGUUGCAGUCAGUGAAGCCUGAGAACUAUGACCACCUUAAGAUGCGACAACUAUGUUGUCUAGUUCAAGAGCACAUUUUGGUAAAAAAGUUCUUGCUUGUUUUAGAUGAUGUGUGGAAUGAGAAUUGUAAGGAAUUGUUGGAACUGAAGAACUUGUUGAUGAAAGGGGGAAAGGGAAGUAGAAUAAUAGUCACUACGCGCUCUAUGAUAGUUGCUAGAAAUAUAGGAGACGUAACGUAUGAACUUGAGAGUCUAUCUGAUAGCUGUUCAUGGGAAUUGUUUGACAAAUGGGCAUUUACUACUGAGGACAGAAAGAACAGGCAGCUGGUUGAAAUUGGGAGAGAAAUUCUAACAAAGUGUGCGAAAGUUCCCCUUGUUAUAACGACUAUUGGAAGUCUUCUUUACGGUGAAGGUGAAGAGAAAUGGAAUUUUUUUAGAGACACAGACCUAGAAAAAAUCACGCAGGGUGACAAUAAGGAAAGCAUAUUGAAAGUGCUGAAGUAUAGCUAUGACAAACUUACAGCACCGUUAAAGCGCUGUUUUAGUUAUUGUGCUAUAUUUCCUAAGGAUUAUAGAAUAGACAAGAAUACUUUGAUUAGUAUGUGGAUGGCGCACGGUUUCAUAGAGCCAGAAGCUGGUUGUGUUGAAGAUGCUGGAAAGGAGUAUUUUAUGACUUUGUUGCUAAGGUGUUUCUUUUAUGAUAUUGAAAUAGAUAAAUUGGGUGAGAUUACUUCAUGCAAGAUCCACGAUCUAAUGCAUGAUGUAGCUCAAGGAGUAGCCGAAGAAGACAUAGUAGUGGUAAAUUCUAAUAAUGUAGCUCAUGUAGACCAGUUGAAGAUAAACGCUAGGCACUUGUCUUUAGGCAAUAUUGACGUCCAAAGCUUUACAGCCUCUUUGGGUCAGAUGAGACACCUGCAUACAAUAUUUUUAUCAGGGAAGAUGAAAGGUACUUUUAACCUUUCAUUGGACACUGAAACAGUAUUACUAUCCAAGGCAAGAUACUUACGGGCUUUGAGCUUAUGUCACAUGAGUAUUACAGCCUUGCCUGACACAAUAGAUAAACUGUAUCAUUUGCGACAUCUUGACCUGUCAAAUGAUGAAUUGUUAGUGUGUCUCCCUGAAGCUAUUUGCUCGCUACUGAACUUGCAGACAUUACAGCUAAAGAAUUGUACGAUGUUAACAGAGUUACCAAAGAACUUGAGUAAACUCGUACAUCUUAGGGAAUUGGAUAUAUUGGGUUGCAACAAGUUGACUCAUAUGCCUACGGGGUUGAAUAAUUUAACUUGCCUAUAUAGGCUAUCAAUGUUUGUUGCAAAAUUCAAUCCCUCAGAGUCAACUUUUGAAGGCAAGCUACAAGACUUGGAAGCUCUUACAAACGUCAGGGGAAGUCUUAGAAUUCAUGUUCAUGGAAAUUAUUGUGAUGUCGCCCCAGGCUCCAAAUAUGUCAAGGGUAUGAAAUAUCUCAAAGAACUUUCUGUAUUCCGGGGUACAAAGUUAUUGCUUGAAGGUCUUCAACCCCAUCCUGAUAUUAAGAGCUUCCUUUUGUUUAGCUAUCAAGGCAGAACAUUUCCUAACUGGGAAUCAUCAUCGGACUUGGAGAAAUCCCUUCCGAACCUUACCAUGCUCUCCCUUCGUUCAUGUUAUUAUUUGCAGCAUAUCCCUUGGUUGGGUCGAUUGCGUUAUCUGAAAGUCCUUAAACUUGAGCAUUUACAUAGAUUGAAGUACAUAGAAGAGGGUACGGAUGAUCAAUCCGAAUUCUUUCCAGUCCUUGAGGCACUUCAUUUAAAUACUUUAAAAGAUCUGAAAACAUGGCAUAGAGAAGACUCCACACCACAAAUGUUGCACCCAGUAUCACAUCGUUUUAAUCACCUUUCCUCGAUGUGCAUAUUCGGUAGCCUUAUAACCUCCAUUCCUCUGAGUGCUAAGUUGAAAAUACUGAUUUUGAGUUCUGAUUUCCGUCAACAAGAGGAUCCGGCAUCUUAUCCAUUUAGUAUGCAGGGUGACCAAUGGAAACCUGAUAGCCUACUUAUAAGACUAGACACGACCUGGAGACUAACUAGUUUGUCAAUGGUAAUAGUUGGGGAUUCGUGGUGGAGCCGUCUUUCCUUCCUUGAUAGGUUAGAAAUUCGAGGUUGGAUCCAUCUAGAGAGUCUAACUGGAGUGGGGUUCCAGCAUCUUACUUCUCUCCGGGAUCUUAGACUCAGGGAUUUACCCCAAUUCAAACACGUGGAGGAUGAUAUGCCUUGGGAAUCCCUGACCAAUCUCUGUAGCCUGCAUUUGCACAAUCUGCCUGAACUGGAGAACCUCCCACAGGGAAUCCAGCAUUUAACAUCUCUUCAAUCCCUUCAUAUCAUUGAAUGCCACAAAUUAACAGUGUUACCACAAGCCAUCCUUGACCUCACCUCCUUAACCACACUUACUAUAAAGAAUUGUCAAGGCUUGAAGGAGAGGUACCAACCGUCGAACAAAGAAGAUUGGUCCAAGAUACAACGCAUCGGUCAUUUUUCAAAGAUAGAUAUUGGUUUAUCGUAAUUGUUGGGUUUUUAUUUUUUUGUUGUUUUUGUUUGGGUUUAGUUGUACAAUUGUAAUAGAGGUUGGAAGAAAGAUUUCUAAGUGCAUUUUAUGUUUAUUGGGUUCUUAAAACCUAGAUUGUUUUUAAUAGAUGGUGUUUUUUUUUUUUUUUAUUAUUAUUAAAAAUAGCAUUAAUGAAUUAAAUACAAUGUAAUUUGCAAUUCCAUAUUUUGCGAAGGUCAUAUAGUUUGUAUUUUUUAUUAUAAUUUAAUAAAAAAAACUAUCAGUUCAAGAUUUGGCUUGGUGUUCUAUAUUUGGUAAAUUGUAAUUAGUUGAUGCUAUUUGCUGAAACGGUUUAUUUGAUCAAAAAUGACAUGCAUAUUUGUUGAACAGAUUUUUUUUUUUUAGCUAGGGUUAUCUUUUUUAUUUGUUCCUUAAAAACGGACAAUAAUAAUAAUAAUAAUAACAAUAAUAACUUUGAAGUUAUGGCUUUCAAUAUUUUUCAAUUUGUAAUUUGAAAAGACAUUUCCAAUAUUAUCAUUUAAAUUUCUACUUUACGA